CUAAUGCAACUCAAAACACGUGUGGAGUGCGGUCGUUUAUUAUUCCGCGUAAAGAAUUUUUAUUUCAAAAGGAAGGAGAACAUAACGCAUUAAAAUGAGUACCGCAUUGGCCCAACAGUUGAAGAAACUGGCGGCGCCGCAGACGUCCGUCUCCUUGGCGGACGCGCGGAGCCGGGCCUCGAUUCUGUUCGACCCAAAGGAGGCCGCCACCAAAGACCGACAGGCCAUCUACGAAAUUGGAGUGGUGGGACUGCAGGAGCUGACCGAGCUGAACCCGGCCUUCAAGGAAUUCCACCUGACCCUUUUCGACGAAGCCACCCUGACUCUGGAGCGAGCCGUGGAGCUGCCGGAAGUCAAUAAGAUGUUGGACACAGCAAUCGGAAAGUUUCUGCGGCUAUUGUCGCCUUACUUGCUGCUGCGGCCCGCCCACAUGGCAUUUGAAUGGCUGCUGAGGCGUUUCCAGGUGCACGAGUACAACCGCCGGUCGGUAAUGGGCCUCAUCCUGCCCUACCACGAGACCAAUGUGUUUGUCCAGGUCCUGAAGACUAUGCGAAUCCGUUCCACAGACGCCGACUGGGCCUGGCUGCGUCGCCUUCAACGCCCUGGAGUCCCACUCGCAAAGACGGCCAUCGUCAACCGGGCAGCCAACAAUCCAGCCUUUCUCGGAUUCAUCUGCAAAAGCACCCAGAAGGCAGUCAAGGAGCUGGGUCCUCGGGCCUACCAAUUGCAGGCUCAGAUCAACUUUUACGCCACCGUGGUGGUGGGCGCCUUGCAAACAGCUCAGCCUCUGCAGGAUUGGCAUGUAACCACUAUUCUCGAGUCGCUGCUGAAGAGCCUCGUAUCGGACAACGUGGACUUCAUGGCUGCCGCCUAUGUGAUUAUUGCCCAGCUGGUUUCUCGCACCAAGCUCAAGAGCAAGAUCUGCAAUGCCUUGUUGGAACGUGUGGGAAACUGUCCCUUUGAGCGGCUUCAGAACGAGUCGCUGCUCCUGCUGCUGUGCAUCUACGGAAAGCAGCAGCAUGCUGUGCCGCACUUCACGCCGGGCACCAUUCUUAACUUGGUGGGACAAAAGUGGCUCAUCCCGGCGUUGGCAUCUCUGGCCAAGGGCAACAUCGCCAUCCAGUCGAUCUGCAUUCCGCUCGUGACGGGCGCCGUGGCAGCCAUCCGAGAAGACGAUCCCGCUUCUAGUACCCACAAACAGUUCCUGGAUAACUUGUUGUCUGAGGUGCCCUUGGCUUCUUCAUGUGCUCAGCAAUUGAUCAACUGCUUUUUGGAUGCUUUUGUGGCAACGGAGGCCCCUGAGCCCAUGGACACUCUGGAGUACAAUGACGAUACAAUCGUAAUCGACUCCGAUGAUGAAGCCGAAACAGAAAAAACCAGCUUUGAUACUUGGUAUUCUUCGUAUUUGGAGAAACUAGAGCGUCGCUAUCCGGAGGCAUUCGACUUGUGCGUCAAGGAAGCCCUGAGAGCCAAAUCCAAGACAAGUAAUCGCCAGCAGGCCCUAAAGAUAGCUCUGGGUUUCCGUCUCAACACCUCCGACGAAAAGGCUAAGAGCGCCUAUGAGAAGCUCUAUCACUACAGCUCCGACUGGCGUCUCAGUGCCGUCCAGCAGCUGUUGAAAAGUCUAAACUUGCCCAAGAAACGAGAGCGCAGCGUAAAGUUGUUGCAAGAAUGCCUGCUGGACCGUAUUAACGAUGACAGUGGUGCUGUUGUGGCGGCUCUCCUUGGAUUGCCCACAGAAACCAUGGUCGAAAUAUUGGAACCUCUGCAGUUGGCUAAAACCCUGUGCCGGCUGGUUCAACGCGCCCAGUCCGAAAAGGAUGCAGAGUGGCAAGCGGUAGUCCCACUCGCCGUGCGUCACCUCACCACCACCCAUGUCAGUGGCACCUACGACUCCAAUCUGGUGCUGCUGGCGCUGAUGCCACUCGUCUUUCCUGAAAAGCCUCUAACAAAGGACGAGCAUCAAGCUCUGCUGAUUGUGAUUGGCAGCGAGUUCGCCAGCAGGGUUGCGUUCCUUGGAGAGCUGAAGGUUACCGAUACCUUUGAGGAGUUCAAGCUCAACGAACAUCGUCAGCACUUCCUGGAUAUAAUUUCGGGAACUGAGCAGAAGCUGGUAAGUCAAGAAAGAGCCUUGCUCCAAAGCAUUGAAGAUCACGGUGGAGAGGCCUACUUGCUGGACGCCUCCCAGCUAACCCACCUGCUGCUGUUGCUCACCGCCUACGCAAAGAGGGAACUACAACCGGAGGAGAGUCUCCACAUAUUGGAAAAGAUCUCCCUUUAUAGUCCGCGACUCCAGUUCCGUAUGGUUAAAGGUCAUGGCAGUGGUCAGGAGUUCGUUCCGCUGCAGUUGUAUCUAGAUUUCCUUCUCACUUUGGUGAAAAACACCAAGUGGACGUCGUUGGCUUCCAUACCAUGGACUGAGAUAACCGAUGAACUGCGUCUGUGCCUGCGGCUCGUGGACAUCCACUGCAAGCAGGUGUUUUCGGAGCGUAGUGAUCAGAGCGAGCACCUCGAGUGGACGCGCUCCCUCCAGCAAUGUCUGGCUCUGAUGCUUCCCGAGGCCCAAGAUCGACUGGAGCUGCUGACAAACUUUUACAUCUUUGAGAGCUUGCCGGAACUGUGGCCACGUAGCUCAGACUACACUGUAUUCCGCCUGCAGGGUUUCCUGCUACUGGAUGCAGUGCUGUCGAAUCAGAAGUCGCAACUGGACGUCGGUCUGGUCCACGUAUUGCGAGUGGCCAACGCCUGCGGAUCGCCACUUCACACCCUGCGGCUGCAGGCCAUCAACACGCUGCAGUUGAUGAGCACCCGGAAGCUGGUCGCCCACGUGGAGCAGCUGGUGCGAUUAUUGCUGCAGCGGCGGAGUGAACUGGGUAUGGAUCACGAGCAGUACGCCCUCAUUCUGUACACCAUUCUGGAGCCCGAAAACGCGACUGCAAAGGAAAAGUUGGUCCUCUCCAAGCUGAAGCGUGCGGUGCUGGCCCUUGCAGCCGAUCCCGAGCAGGCACCUACUUGCACUGCCGCCUUGCUGGUGGCCUUGAAGCACGUCAACAGCGAGCACUUCCUCGGGGAACUACUGCCUCUGGGCCUGGCAUCCCUGAAGAAGAUCACCGCCGCCGUGGGCGAGCAACAGUUGAAGCAGCUCCCGUGGCCGCACAGCGACAUCUACAAAUCGGUGAUGGAGCGUUUCGAGGGAAGCGUGGCGCUAAAUGUGUUGCUUCAGAAGCCCUUGGCCUGGGAACUUCUGGAGACCAGCUUCGCCCAUCACGACGCCUACAUCCAACUGGAUAAAAAGCUGCAGCCCCUGCCGUGUGUCCUGCUGAACAGCCUUACCCCAGAAACCUUCGAGCGUCUGCAGGCCCAGCACAAGGUGGCUCUCAUCAAGCUGAUUGUGGAAGCGGCAACACUCUCGGACAACGACAGCAUCUUCCUGGCCAGCCACCGCUUGCUGAAGCGCUGCCGCCUGGAGUGCAAGCCUCUUGUGCCGAUCCUAGCGGAGAUGGCCGCCAGUAAGGGACAGAAGCCGCAGCAGGAGCGUGGAAAGACUGCCAAUAAACGACGCUCUGCAGGGGACAACCUGCAAUUAGACUUGACCAGCUUAUCCUGGAAGAAGGGCAUGACAUUACUGGAACUCCUGGAGCACAAGAAGCUGCUUGUUGGAGCUGAGCUGUUGAUUCCGUCACUGUUUGAGCUUCUCCAGGCCUGUCUUACGCUGGAGGAACAAAGUGCCGCUGAGUACCCCAAGCAGCUGAUCCUCACCAGCUUGCUCCACUCGUGCCAAGUGGCUCAAGCUGCAGGCGUUCAAUUGGCCAAGACCCUGCCGGAGUCCAGUUUCCGCAUCGAGCUGGUGGUCCAGUGCCUGCGGAACACGCGGAAUCCUCAGACUCAACAGCACGCCCUGCUCUUCCUCGCCCACUGCGCUGGCAUGUAUCCACAGCAGGUGCUGCACAAGAUCGUGGAGAUCUUCACGUUCGUGGGCUCCACAGUGGCCCGACACGACGACGCCUUCAGCCUCCACAUCAUCCACAACGUGGUGGAGUCCAUUAUUCCCAUUUUGCUGCAAACGACGGGCCAGAAGGAAAAACUGAUCAUCCCGGUUCUGAAGGUCUUUGCCGACAUUUGCACGGAUGUGCCGGUACACAGGAGGCUGCCCCUGUAUGCUACACUGUUCCGCGUUCUGGAUCCCAAGGUGCACCUCUGGCAGUUCUUGUGCAUCCUGUUUGAAGCGCAGGUUAUGCUGGACCAAGGUUCCAAAAAGGUUUCCCCGGAGAAGUCGCGAUUGGACUUUGCCUCCGAGCUUACCUUGAUGUUCGAGGAUCCCGUUGUUGCCCUGCGAACUGCCAUCCAUCUGCUGGACUACCUGGCCAAGCUGCCAGCGAACAAGGGCAAUCAGUUGACGGCGGCAGACAGAAACUCCUCCAUCCUGGACACCGAGCAGAAGCUCUUCGACGUGCGCAACAGUUCCUUUAAACAGCUCCGCCAUUACAAGUAUCUGAUAUUGGAAUUCCUCUCCGGAAUCAGCAGCAGCAAAGAGUGGCAGGCCAAGAUGAAGCGUCCCGAUCCCACGGAGCUGCUGCCCCACUACCAGGACUUCAUCGUCAAGACCCUGGCGUACGUGGGUGUGGUCAAUGAAGCCAUUAUAUCCACUGCCGAGACGCCGCUGCUCCAAAAGUACUGGAGGGUGUUGGCGAACUACGCCCACGAUGUCCUGGACAAUGCCAUUGGACUGCUGGCGCCGGAGCACUUCCUCGGCGUCAUCACAGAGCUGCUGCAGCACGACCUGGUCCAUGUGCGCAUCAAGGUCUUGGAGCUACUGGUCACCAAGCUCAGCCCCACCAACGAUUACUUCCAGCAGUCGCCGCCCGAUAACUUCGGUGUCCUCUUCGCCCCACUGGAAGCCAUUAUUAAUGGAAUCCUGGAGUCUGGCGCCGCCAAUGCCCAGCAUGCUCAGCUUCAGCAGACGGCCCUGCACGCCCUGCAGCUCCUGGCCCACCGCCAUGGCCGUGACUUCAUCGACGAGUGCCGGUCCCUGUUGGCUACUCUUACCAAGAUCACCAAACGGCGCGCCAAUGUGCCCAAGGCAGUGGUCGGCAAUGUGGUGCUCACUCUCGUGGAGAUCUGCGCCAGCUUGAAGGCUCAUGCCCUCGCCCAGCUGCCCAAGUUUGCGCCACAACUGACCGAACUGCUGAAGGAACAGGUGCAACAGAUGACGACGCUAAAAACGGGUCCGGACUAUCUCUGCUCAACGCUCGUAAAUGCUCUCCUCAAGCUUUUCAAGGCCUUGCCUCUUUUCCUGGGCCCCUACCUGGUGGACAUCAUCGGGGCUCUGGUGCGUCUGGGAGUGCAAUUGGAACACCCUCAGCUGCUGCAGGAUAAGCGUGCCCAAGCGCUUAGAGCGCAACUGGUAGAGGCUUGGACUGCGGUGGCCCAGGGCGUGGAGGUGCGCAUCCUCGUUCCCAGCUGUUCCAAGGCCUAUUCCUGCCUGCUGGAACACCAGGCCUACGAUGAGGUCGGCCACUUGAUGCAGCAGCUGCUGCUACAGUGCAUCCGGCACAAUACGACGCAGCAGUUGCAGCCAGUACAGGAUGCCCUGAGCGAACUGUUCCUGCAGGCCCUCGAGUUCCGGCUACAAGUGCGGGGACGCGGCGUGGACAGACAAACGGUCUCGGAGGUGGAGGGCGCCAUUGCGGAGACCUUUGUGACCUGGAUUCUGAAGCUGUCGGAGGCCAACUUCCGGCCAAUGUACUCCCGGGUGCACAAGUGGGCGCUGGAGAGCGACGAGAAGGAGACUCGUCUCACCUAUUUCCUGCUGACCAACCGGAUAGCCGAAGCUCUCAAAUCGCUUUUUGUUCUCUUUGCCAGCGAGUUUGUGGACGAUUCUUCCCGCCUCCUGGCCGAGCACAACACCAUUCGGCCAGGGUUCUCCGCCGGGGAUCGCGAAGACGAUGUGGAGCUGUUGACAGCCAUCCUGGGCACUCUGCACAACGUGUUCCUGCACUGCAGCGAAGACUUUAUUAACGAGCACCGUUUCAAUGCCCUAAUGACGCCGUUGGUGGACCAGCUGGAGAACGACUUGGUUCUGGGCAGCGAGGAGCUGCAGCAGGCUCUCACCAAUUGCAUCGCCCAACUGGCAGUGGCCACCAACGACGUUAUGUGGAAGCAGCUCAACGGCCAGGUGCUCCUCAAGACCCGCACCCCCACGCCAGAGGUCCGAAUCCUAGCCUUCAACAGUUGUGUGGCCAUCGCCCGCAAGUUGGGCGAAGGCUUUGCUCCACUCCUGCCGGAAACAGUACCGUUUAUUGCGGAGCUACUGGAGGACGAGCACCAGCGAGUGGAAAAGAACACGCGCACGGCGGUGCAGGAGUUGGAGACUAUUCUGGGCGAACCAGUACAGAAGUAUCUUUAA
This is a messenger RNA of Drosophila bipectinata, 6406 nucleotides long. Its product is annotated as HEAT repeat containing 1 homolog l(2)k09022. Gene Ontology annotation, cellular component: 90S preribosome; t-UTP complex; small-subunit processome. Gene Ontology annotation, molecular function: snoRNA binding. The record is from RefSeq and is a predicted model, not a curated record. NCBI's taxonomy places the organism in Eukaryota, Metazoa, Arthropoda, Insecta, Diptera, Drosophilidae. Gene Ontology annotation, biological process: positive regulation of transcription by RNA polymerase I; maturation of SSU-rRNA from tricistronic rRNA transcript (SSU-rRNA, 5.8S rRNA, LSU-rRNA).